This is a messenger RNA of Monopterus albus (swamp eel), 1141 nucleotides long. Its product is annotated as olfactory receptor 2A12-like. Gene Ontology annotation, cellular component: membrane. Gene Ontology annotation, biological process: G protein-coupled receptor signaling pathway. The record is from RefSeq and is a predicted model, not a curated record. Gene Ontology annotation, molecular function: G protein-coupled receptor activity; olfactory receptor activity. Lineage: Eukaryota; Metazoa; Chordata; Actinopteri; Synbranchiformes; Synbranchidae.
AUGUUUCAGGUGGAGAACUACACACGUGUGUCAGAGUUUGUUAUUGUGGGCUUCCCGAGUCUCCAGUCAGAGUAUUUUCACCUAGUGGCGUGGUUCUUCUUCAUUCUCUAUGUUACCACAGUGGUGGGAAAUGUCCUGCUGGUGAUGGUGUUUGCUUUGGAGCGCAGCCUCCAAAAGCCUAUGUACAUUACCAUGGUCAGUCUGGCCCUCUCAGACAUCGGCUUUACCACAGUAGCCUUACCUAAACUCAUUGCUCGCUACUGGUGGAAUGAUGGGAGUCUUGGCUUUCACACUUGCCUCUUCCAAGAGCACAUGAUUCAUUAUUUUGGCUCCUUGAACUCCCUGAUUUUAUUCACCAUGGCCCUGGACCGAUAUGUAGCCAUCUGUUUUCUUCUAGUGAUGACAAGCCAAAUCAUGACAGGCCUGACUCUUUUCUGCUGGGUGGUGGCACACAUCUUCUCUGGCAUUAGUACUGUCAACCUUACUAUGAUGCCGUUUUGUGGGCCCAACACAAUUAUACAAGCCUUCUGUGACACUUUGUCACUUAUAUCUCUAGUGUGUGGGGACACCAGCCGGCACUACAACACUGCUUUCGCUGCAGCAAUGUUUGUUCUUUACGUUCCCUUAGCUUUCAUCAUCUUCUCUUACAUUUGUAUCAUCAUCUCAAUAUUGCGCAUGGCCAGUGGAGAGGGCAGAAAGAAGACUUUCUCUACCUGUGCCACUCAGGGCUGUAUCAUAUCCAUCUACUACAUACCACGUUUUUUUGUCUACUCUACACCUUACUUUCCCAACCUGACAUUGACCCCUGACAAGCGUAUAGCCACCACCCUCUUCUACAGUCUAUUCCCUCCUCUGAUCAACCCGUUCAUCUACUGCCUGAGAACCAAGGAGAUCAAGGAAAUAUUCAGACGUUGGGUCCUGAAGCAACACGAUAUCACACCUGUAAAACAAAGCCAAACUGUCCCAGCCACCAUGUCACACUGUCGAUGAGCAUAAAAUGAAAGAGACUUUUGUUAUAUACUGUAUGGUAAUUGUGGUAUCGUGAGGUGAAAAUAAUAGAACUUAGGCGUCCAGGCUUCCAGUAUUCUUUACUUUAACUCACAGUUUCUAUACAGGGCAACAUCAGGUCUACAACUAUUUU